AUGAAGUUCCUCAAGUUGUCUUCUGUUGUUCUGGCUUUGCCAUUUGCAAUUGCCAACCCCGUCAAGAAUGUCGACUUCGCCCACGGCCAGCCCAGCGAUGGCAAACUGAAGGGCGGUCCGAUCUUGGGUGGCACCAACCACGCAAUUGACCUCCAGAACCCCGACAACCUUGGCCGUCAGUCCACCGACGGAGGCCGCGUCAAGAGCUUGAAGUGGAGCUUCAGUGAGGGCAAGACCAACAUCUACAAUGGUGGUUGGAUCCGCGAGCAGGUCAUCACUGAUCUGCCCCAGAGCCACGACAUUGCUGCUGCCCAGCUUCAUCUCAGGAAGGGCGCCCUCCGCGAGCUUCACUGGCACACCACUGCUGAGUGGGGUUACGUCUACGCCGGCCGCAUGUUGAUUUCCGCCGUUGAUGAGCACGGAAACUACACCGUCGAUACGCUCAAGGAGGGCGAUAUCUGGUACUUCCCCAAGGGAUCUGCACACACCAUCCAGGGUCUCGAUGAUGAGAACGAGGCUCUCGUCGCUUUCGACAAUGGCGACUUUGACGCCUCCGGAACGACCUUCAUGGUCGACGACUGGAUCGCGCACACCCCUCGCGAUAUCCUCGCCAAGAACUUCGGCGUCGACGUCUCCGUCUUUGACGACAUCCCCGACAAGGACCCAUACAUCUUCAACGCCACCUCGACGACCACCCCAGAUAGCGGACCAGAGAGCGGUCUCACCGGCCCCAGCUCUUACAUCUUCCACGACUCGGCGACUAAGGCCAGUGUUCCUAUCCCAGGUGGUGGCGGUCAUAUUUCGAUUGUCGACUCGAGGAACUUCCCCAUCUCUACUACUAUUGCUGCUGCCAUUAUUACGCUCAAGCCUGGUGCGCUUCGUGAGCUCCACUGGCAUCCUAAUGCCGAGGAGUGGCUCUACUUCCACAAGGGCACGGCCCAGGCAACCAUCUUCAUCGGUGGCGGCAACUCUCGCACCAUCGACCUCGUCGCCGGAGACGUCGCCGUCUUCCCCGACAACUCCGGGCACUACGUCCUCAACACCUCCCCUACUGAGGACCUGGUGUGGAUUGAGCUGUACAAGUCCGAGCGCGUGGCUGACAUCUCGCUGACGCAGUGGUUGGCUCUUACUCCCCCUGACAUCGUGGCCAGCACCCUCAAGAUCUCGAGGGAGGUGGUGGAUAAGUUGAAGAAGGAGAAGCAGCUUCUUCUGAAGUAAGCGGUUUUUUGGAUAAUAGUGGGAGAGAGUGAGAGAUUUAUCGCGGCCUUUGGUUUUGGCUAGCUCAUCUCAUCUCAUCUCGACUUUACUUGGUAUAUCCGUCUUGGCGACGUUCUUCUGGUUUAGAGAGUAAUAAUGUGGAGAAGAAAGAGAGAGAGUUAUACAGGGGGAUAUGAAGCCUUUCGAGGAUAAUUUGGUUAGGUGGUUUGGAUGACGGAUUGAUGGAUAGUUCGCCCAGUUGAUGGGUGCUGAUUUGGUGGUGGUGCCUACCUAGUUUGGACAUCGUCGCCGCCGCCGCUUCUUCUCGGCUUUUCUGCGUUGGAGGCU
This is a messenger RNA of Pseudogymnoascus verrucosus, 1545 nucleotides long. RefSeq lists its product as uncharacterized. Bases 1 to 1218 code for a protein of 405 amino acids. Gene Ontology annotation, cellular component: cell wall. The record is from RefSeq and is a predicted model, not a curated record. The transcript is spliced from 5 exons. Gene Ontology annotation, biological process: oxalate metabolic process. Lineage: Eukaryota; Fungi; Ascomycota; Leotiomycetes; Thelebolales; Thelebolaceae.